Molecule: messenger RNA, 810 nt
Organism: Notothenia coriiceps (black rockcod)
Lineage: Eukaryota; Metazoa; Chordata; Actinopteri; Perciformes; Nototheniidae
Source: RefSeq, a predicted model, not a curated record
AUGGGAAGUGCAGAGUUUUCAGACAGGAUGUGGAGUUACCGCUACAGCCUCAGCCCCCCCACACUGAAACCGAGCUGCUUCAGGCUGCACGAUUCCUCGCAUCUGGAGAAGAUAGGAGGCGCAUUUUGGCAUCUGGAUAACUGUCUCCGUCUAACUCCUGCAACACAACCCGGUUCAUUACUGCGAGUAGAUCUAACCCUGCAGAUUCAGGUGAUGCCUCUCCUCAGGACUCUGCUGUCAGCCCUGCUGCUAGUUCUGUCUGUGUCCGAGCCUCUGAACAGCCCAGAGGAAAAUGAAAAUGAAGUCUUUAAACACCCAGAGGCAGAGCACACCAAGAGCCAGAAUCAGGUGAUGGAAAAUGUCAUUGGAAAUCUCAGUGAGCCUACACCCAGCAACACACUGAGCACAGCUUUAGAGUCCCUGACUACCACAGUUCCUCCGAGCACCAGUCUUCCUCCUCAGUGUCCGGGGAACCAGGUGAAGCUGGAGAACAGCAGCGUCUGCAGCUGUCCAUCUGGCAUGGUGAAGGAAGGUGACAACUGUAGCUGCCCUGGGGGCUUCACUCUGGAGGGGGCCGCUGGGUGUAAAGUUGAGGAGAGGCAGAAUGAGCGUUUAACUGAAGCAGCUCCCCUAACUACCACAGUUUCUCCGAGCACCAGUCUUCCUCCUCAUUGUCCGGGGAACCAGGUGAAGCUGGAGAACAGCAGCGUCUGCAGCUGUAUGGACAGCUGCAGACGCUGCUGUUCUCCAGCUUCACCUGGUUCCCCGGACAAUGAGGAGGAAGACUGGUGCUCGGAGAAACUGUGGUAG